Cryptococcus deneoformans JEC21 is the source of this 1016-nucleotide messenger RNA. RefSeq lists its product as hypothetical. The transcript has 4 exons. The coding region runs from base 80 to 664 and encodes 194 amino acids. The record is from RefSeq and is a predicted model, not a curated record. Gene Ontology annotation, cellular component: cytoplasm; TRAPP complex; nucleus. Lineage: Eukaryota; Fungi; Basidiomycota; Tremellomycetes; Tremellales; Cryptococcaceae. Gene Ontology annotation, biological process: endoplasmic reticulum to Golgi vesicle-mediated transport.
GAUAAUCAAUCUCGUCCACUUUCUCUCACAGUAUAGGAUAUCUGGAAGACGCUCACAAGUACCUUAUCCACUGUUCAGCAUGGACCCACGCUCCUCCAUUCCACAAGUCCCCCUCCAUCUCACUUCCAUCUGCAUCCUCUCCCCGUCCAACACACCUCUCUACGUCCGUUCGUUCACCAGCGAGCAAGACGAGUUACGACAUUACCAUCUCAACCAUGCAGCUGUAGAUGUGCUUGAAGAGAGACUUGUCAUGACUUCAACGCCUACACGACCUGCCGAUUCGUACUUGGGGCUCUUAUAUUCCCUUGAAGAUAUGGCAUUCUAUGGAUUCCAAACGACAACGAAGCUCCGAAUCGUCCUCUCAGUAUCAAUGGUGGACGCUAUGAUUAAAGACGCUGACAUUGUCGCCAUCUUCCGAGCGGUCCAUAAUCUCGUGCUUAUAGCGUGCAAUAACCCCUUUCUUUCAUUACCGCCUUCCUUCCAUGCCAUCUCCGCCAACAAACAUGCAGAUGGGCAAGCGGAAAACCUCACUAAUCCGUCUUUGCCCACUUCCAAAAUGUUUGCAACAAAUCCCGAAGAAAUCAAGCCAAUAUGGCUGAAACAAAGUCGAAGAUUUACAGAAGGGAUCAAGGCUAUUGGGGAAAUGUUGAGCGGUGGAAGAUAGACAUAUGUAUUUGCCGAUAUCCUUGUUGUAUACCAUGCAUGACAUACCUCCAUUCGCAAGGCCAUUGAUAUCCAUUGCGUGACACUUUUUAUCACCGCAUCUUGGUCAGGACGCCCCCAGCAGCCGUAGUCACAUCGAGUGACAACCCUCACUGGCUGCUGGUCCGUACGAUGGGCACUUGUAACCGUCUUCAAUUGACUGGUUGCUGGGUGCUCAAAAAUCGUUCACCUCUGACCUAUAUCCAUAUAGCCCUAUGUUGACACUGCGUUCCAAAGAUCUGUAGUCGCUGUGACAGAUACGGGGCUGAAAUAUUUUGUCCGGUAUUAUAACGCCAAUAUGCAUUCGAUAUUAC